AUGGCUCCGAAAAAGAUUAGUUGGCAGAGGACGGUUGCGACCAUGCAGGCGCAGGAUUUGGCGCGGGAUGACGACUUUUUGAGCCAUAUUCUGGUCGACACACUUGCGUCUGACCGGCCGCUGGGAGUACAUAAAAUGGACCCAACACGGCCAUUACCCGAGUGCGACUCGCGGGAUAUUCUGCGCAUCGUCCGCAAGUUGGCGCUUACCCCCGUGCGAGAUUAUCUAAAGAAAAAGACGCAGCGGCAGAUCAACUGUUUUGCGACCCAUGCUUCCCGCUACUUUGAGCUCUAUCUCCCCAAUGGCCAGAUCGAAAUCGCCUCGACGUCGCGUUAUACGUGGAAGACAGGCAAGUCGGAGCUGUGUGUAUUGGCAACUCAGCCGCUAGGGGCUGCCGCGGGCACUCUGAUCAGCUCCGAGUUCAAGGGCCAGAAGAUCCACGAGCUCAAGGGUAGUAUCGCCGAUCUUACCAACAAGGAAGAUGACGAACUCAGGCGAAGCAGCGGCUCGGCAUCACGCGACUUUAGUGUCAUUUACAGCCAUCAGAAGGGGUGCAAUCAGCUCUUUCUUGGUCCAGCCCGCUUUGUCAAUCACGAUUGUAAUCCCAAUGCCGAGUUGUUUCGUGAUGGCAAAUACAUUACCUUUCGGGUUUUGAGACCUAUACCUGUGGGUGAGGAGAUUACUGCAUCGUAUGGGCCAGAUUACUUCGGCAAGCAGAACAAACACUGCCUGUGUGCGACAUGUGAGGGAGCUGGUCGUGGAGGAUAUGCCCCACCGGGCACUUACCCCGAAACCAGCGAUUCCGAACGCGAGAAGGAAUUUCUCAAGCGGCAGCAGAAACAGCAAGCAGAGGAUGCCAAUCCCAGCUCAGACGCACAACCCACCGACACUCCUGACCAACCUAGCCCUUCCAAGGACCCAAGCGCUCUUACUGGAACGACCAACACCCCCCUGCCCCCACGCCGUACCAUUGUACCAUUGGUCGCUGUGCCCUCCGGAGUAGAAGACACAGCCGAGGGGGAUCACGAGACGACGUCAUACGGUGACACAGAUGCCGAAAUCGUCGAUGUUAGCGACAGUGAACAUGAACCCGAACCCAAUACUGAUAUUGAACUCGACGAUGGCCGGGAAACAGACGCUGGGCCGUUGGGAGCCGAAGAAACCGAUGCCCCCAUGGAUAUCUCUGACGAUUCGGAUAUGGACUCCCCACCUCGCGUUAAGAUUUCGCUUAACCCUAGUUCGCCGCCACUCUCCCCUCGUCCGACGUCACGACUCACCCUGGCGGACAUGCUCAAUGCCGACCCAGACGCUCAGCUAUCUAGGUUGAAGCUCCGAGCGAGAAACUCGGACACGAGUAGUGCACCCUUGUCAUUGAAUAUCCCUGUCCCUGUAAAGGAUCCAGUACCGCAUGGACCUGCUAAACGAACUAGGGCAAGUGUGUUGUCGACUCCGACAGAUAGCGCCGCAUCCACACCUUCACCCUCUGUCCCGCCAGAAGCGGUAUCUAGGCGUUCCUCCUCCCGUCUGAACCCGGCCAAGGAGAAGGAGAAGUCUGCUGGCGCUAGUGCCGCUACCGCUCAGGGCCAGUUUCCUACCCCACCACUAUCAGAUGAAGGCGCCACUCGAUCGCUUCGCUCUCGUGCAUCUGCUCUCACUGCUCCUGGCCCCAAUGCCUCGGCCCAGCCCCAACCCCAAGCUCAGCAACCCACAGCCCGAGUCACUCGUCGUGCAUUCCUUAAACCUGCUGCCCCACGCCGAACGUCUACUCCGACUACUGUUCAACCUCGUCCAGAAAAGAAAGUAGCACGUAAAGGAAAAGAUUGUCAAAUCUGUUUUGCGAGUUUACCUAAACCCAACAAGGACGAUCCGCUCCCUCUACGAUCGAGGAUAAAGUGCUUUCGAUGCGAUCGACAUUAUGCGAUUUUCGGCGUUGAUUGGCCUAAGCGGUUCGUGGUUGGCGCCGCGGCUGCGUCGAUCGAGGAAGAGUCUGACGAGGAACAAGAGUCUGACGACCAGUCUGUCAAGCCAAAUAGCAAGAAACGACCGGCGCCUGAAUCCGAUAGCGAGAAUGAGCGAGAGCGGAAGAAGAGGCAUGCAGAAAGACAGGCCAGGUGGGAGGCCAAGGAGGCGAAACGCCAGAGGAAGAUGGAGAAGGCUGCGAGGCGGGAGGAAAAGGCGAGAAGGAGGGAGGAAAAGGCAAAGAAAGGGAGGAGAGGAUCAAGAGGAGGGAGGAAGGGAGAGGCUCGAAGUUGUCUAUGCUGGGAUUGCGGAUUUGAUCAAGGAUACGUUUGGUGGAGAGAUCGGGGUCGAGGGCGAGGACGGCAAGGAGCAUGUGCAGCCUCGAGAGUCGAGGUUGAGUGGUCCAGGUGGAAGGGGAAUCUUCGGUUGAGCUCGAGGUUGUCGACGUCUCUGGGGAAGUGGAAGAGGAGGAAGGGCAGAGUGGACUUCGAGUCGUGCUCGUACCGCCUCGAAAUCGGUUAUUCCUCAAAACCCCAACCCGCAUGCAUUUGGCCGGAUCCCACGAUUGGUUUACCAGGACGAUCCAAUACUCGAGGGACGCCUCCUGUGAGCUCAAAGGAGAGCAGGGUGGCUCUGGUGGGUGGAAUGAGUCGACCUUUUGGGAACGAUUCGAUUCGAACCCUUCCAAGCGAUGGAAUCCGGACGCCCCCCGCAAGCGACCUAGAGAGCGAUUCCGACGACGCUGGCUCGGAAUGGGACUCGGAUUGCCAUCCCUCGGACCCAGAUGCACGAAGUGUCGCUUCUCCUACCAGACAUCGAACGACCUUGCCCUCGCCGCCUCAUUCCGAUAUUGGCCACGACCCAGACGACUGCGCAGAUGGCGACUUUCCGCUCCGCACAAUGGGCAUGUGGAAACUUUGGACCCCAUUGGCUGGGGCGUGCCGACGGGGUGUGGACGAGGUUGUCGGACAGGCCAAGCAACUUGUUGCUGAAUUGGAUAGUGACGAUGAAGGAUGGGGGAGCGCUCUGUCCGAGGCGUCGGUUGAAGAAGUCGAACAGUGCCGGGUUGUGGGUGACGAAUAUACGGGGAUCGAUGAUAAUGAUCUAGAGGUCGUUCCUUCCUCUGCCCGACAGCACGUUAUCGCUCGUCCCGUUCGUCCAACCGCUCUAUCGGAUUUUCCGGCUCUUGCAAGACGCGAAACGAUAUCGUUUGGCUUCCCGGACGAUCAUACGGACCGUCCGGUACCUCAUCCUGACACUUGGGUUGAUCCUCUUCCUGCACGACAGCUCCCAUACUUUAAGAAGACACUUACAGUGCCCACCCUCACGAUCACAACCGCUGCCAAGCGCGAAGCUUCGUAUCGACCGUUCACUCCUGAGAGCCUACCUGGCCCAAGCAAGAGUCCUACGCCAGGCCACGGGUCGAAACAGACACGAAUCCGACGAGGACAUGGGCGAUAUAGACUGGAGCCAAACUCAGCGCAAGACGCAAACCCAGACGCAAAAGGGCAAGGAGCGGGCGACGCACGAUGGAGGGACAAGAACUUUCUGACGUACGAUCCGGAUAUGCCAGAGAGCGCGAAGCGCGAGGUUAGGGUUGCCUACAGGCAACUUAUGGAUGCUACUAUUGAGCAUGGUAAGGAUGCGAAGCAUAUUAGUAUGGAUGAUAUGAGACAGGCUUUGACCAGGGCGAACGAUGCGUUCAGCAGAGUCAAGGGACCGUCGGAAGCUAUACUCGAUAGCCACCUCCUGCUCAAUUUCGCCUCACUGACCACCCAAAAGGCUAAAUCUCUUAAACACGAUGCGGGUGGAUUCGACGACCAAGACUUUGUUGCUCAACUAGUUACGUUCCUGGGUGGUCGACGUGCAGAUCAAGGCUGCACCCGCUAUGGAUUUUAUGCUAGGACCAUUGUCGUUGAGCAGAAGAAGCGUCAGGCGACACAACGCGCUAAGCUUGAUAAGAAUAAGAAAGAGGAAGUCAAACCCGAGGAGCUCGCAGCCGAGGACUUGAAACGAUCCGAAAAUGAGACGAGCGAAAAUAUCAAGCUGGUAUAUCGAAGGCUGGAACAAUGUCAAAGGAUCAACUUUUUCAAGUUUGUGAUCAACCCGACUAGUUUCGGACAAUCGGUCGAAAAUAUGUUCUAUGUUUCGUUUAUGAUACGCGAUGCCAAGAUUGCGUUCGAGGUCGUCGAUGAUGAGCCGUUUAUUUACGCAUGUGACCCUCCGGAUCAAAACGACUAUGCUGAGGGCGGGAUUCAGAAACGACAGUUGGUCAUGGAACUGGACGUGGCGACGUGGAAGCGGGCGAUUGAAGUAUUCAAUAUCACAGAGUCUGUCAUUCCGACUCGCGACUACUCGAAGAACAUGCAACCUCCAGGCAAGAAGGGCUGCCUAAUCCUCCUCACGCUCUUUACGAUGACACCGAACGCAGACCUUCAUUCACCCCCACAUGCCCCUGUUCAUCUCAGCAGCGCUGGAUGCUCCUCUACAACUCCUUCAUCUCCGGUCGUUGGCCCAUUUGGCCAAUGGGGAGAGCAGACUGAAGCUCUGCGCUCGUUUGGUAUGGGCUCAUUUGUGAACAAGGCCAAGGCCAUGCUUCGUGGCAAGCGGCACAGCUACCAGUGGGCCGGCACCUCCGAUCUUCGAGCAGACAAAGAUCUCUCCCGUCCGGCUGCUCCUCGCCAGUCCACUCUCCCCUCCAUACCUCUCCCAUCUACUUUUGGUGGAUUUUCCCGUCGCCCGACACGAAGGAGGAACGGCGGCUCGGUUCAAAUUUCAUCCCCAACACUCAUUUCUGGCCCCACGUUUGGCUGGGAGCCAUCUUUUGGUGGAGAAGACGUUUGGCCUCUUGACACGGAAGCGGACAUCAACCGAGAAUUUGUCCAUAUUCGGAGUUCCAGAUCGCACAACUAUGAGCGCCGCAGUUCUUUACCUGCAGGGAUUGACGGACAUGCCAAAUCCGACAGGUAUUCUCGCUCCAUGUCGGCUUCUACCCUCGUGCCACCCGACACAUCAUACCUCACAGUCGGCCCGCCAAGAGCUGGCUCCGUGCCGAACCUGCGGGAGUGUGGCAGCACAGAUUUUGCUUCGAGCAUUGAUAUUCCUUCUGAAUAUGGUGGUGUAUGCUCGAGCCCGUGCAUGAUGGAUGGUCUGGAAUUGGGGGUGUCGGAUACCAUGGCUGCCAUUAGCGAGGCUGGGUUAUUGGAUAGUUUGGAGUCGGAGGUUCUUGAGGAGGAUGCCGAACGGCUCCGUGAAGCUUUGGCCAACAUGUUCCCGAUGGUUGGAGUCCAGACUGAAGUCCGGCAAAAUCUCCCCACAGAUGCAACGAGUUUUGCCGAUAGGUCACACGGCACCAUCGAUGAAUCCCUUGAUGGCUCAAACUCACCCCUUUACCCUUUGCACACUCAAGAACGAGAUGAGCUUGGCCAACUUCAGCCUACUCCGGAAUCUGCCAGUGAACUUACACUGUCGACCAAUCUCGACAUCCAAUCUUUUGGAGGCCCUCAGGAAGUGGAGAUCACAUCAAACGACUUCUGUGCUCCAGAACUGGGUGUCACGACUGAACUGAAGACAGAUCUUUCUCGGCCAAUCUUGAAGCCUUUACAUAUCGAGAAUGUGGCGCCUCGGAACAUGCUUCAUGUCCCUUCGUCCGCUCCACCAAAAGUUCCCGCACGUUCGCCUUCUCGUCCGAACCUUGCGCAAAGAGCACACAGUUCGCCAGCCACUGUUACCUUGCAAACUACGCCUUUACGGGCCCCGUUGCAACCAUGUACGCCUGACUUGGCUCUCAAUACCUCCACGCUGUCGAGGCGGGGCUCUGGAAGCAGUUUCCGAACGGAACGAUCGCGCAAGACUGCUCGGUCGUUUGGGGCUGAUGUUCGGUCUGGCCGCCCACCAACACUAUGCCUGUUCCAAACCCGUCCCGGACAAACACAAACCCGUUCGAGUAGAAGCGCCAACGAAUGGAUUGUCAUUCGCGCAUCCCCUCCUCGCACUUUGCACCCUCAACGCAGCAAUCGAGGUCAUCCAUCCGACGGUCUGCAUAUGCGCAGUCGUCUAUCUCUAGUAGGCGUUCAGGGGUUGACCAAUCUGUCUACAAAAUCUGGGCUUCGUGCUUCUCAAUCGCGUAGUGCACUUCACACCAGGUCGCGGGCCAGACUAUAUUUCCAUGGAGUCAAUCCUAAACUAUCAACUGCGAAUCUGGAGGGGAAAUUGCUGCGACCUUCAGCUUCAGCUCGCUCCCUGCCCGAAAUCUCAAACGAGAAUUCGACACCAUUGACCGAAGCCCCUAACCGCCCGCCUAGGUCUCCCGCUCGGCCUCAUCCUGAAGACAGGCAGGGUACACGAACGACAAGGAGAACCGACCGGCCCCAAGGACCGAAGCUUACCGCUCCCUUUGAAGCUGCUAUCGAUCGUCGAUUCGCGCGAUCGAACUUUACGGUCACACCACCACCCACCCCUGGCCUUCACCGAUCGCGGACGACCAAGGGGCGACCAUCCGGGAUGUCUCGCAAGCAAGAGUUGAUGGAAGUCCAUGCUCUCGCUGCGGGCCUGGGUAACAAUGGCACAUCGCUUCGUCGCUCACCAACUAUAGCUGUUCCUCCAAGGAAUCCUGCCGAGUUGCCAUGGGCCCAAGGCCAGCCAACUGGAUCUAAUAUUUCACACACAAUUUUCAUCUCAAGAACAAUAUGGGCAUCUUCCUUGUUGCAUUUCGACUCUUUUCUCGUGUCAUUAUCGAACUCACAUGUAUUUAUCAUGGACUGGCCUCAUUCUACUCAUAGGACCUUUUUAGUGUCGCUCUUGCAUAGGAUACUACGGCUGUUAAUAUUGUAG
Messenger RNA from Rhizoctonia solani, 6792 nucleotides. RefSeq names its product non-structural maintenance of chromosome element 4. Lineage: Eukaryota; Fungi; Basidiomycota; Agaricomycetes; Cantharellales; Ceratobasidiaceae. The record is from RefSeq and is a predicted model, not a curated record. The transcript is spliced from 24 exons. Gene Ontology annotation, molecular function: protein binding; histone H4K20 methyltransferase activity. Bases 1 to 6792 code for a protein of 2263 amino acids. Gene Ontology annotation, cellular component: nucleus.